Molecule: messenger RNA, 723 nt
Organism: Melanotaenia boesemani (Boeseman's rainbowfish)
Lineage: Eukaryota; Metazoa; Chordata; Actinopteri; Atheriniformes; Melanotaeniidae
Exons: 5
Coding region: 1-723 (240 amino acids)
Source: RefSeq, a predicted model, not a curated record
AUGAUGGAGGCUGUUGAAGCCGGCCCCUUGCUGGAGCAGGAUGAUGGCCUGGAAUACCAACUGCCAAAGCACCAUCGCUGUGCCUGUCAUCUUCUGAACCUGGUGGCAACAGUUGAUGUCCAAGCAGUGAAUGAAGACCGGAUCUACAUAAAGCUCUCUCGCUCAUCAUUUGCAAAGUGCCAGGCUCUCUGGAACAAGAGCAGCAGAUCCACCUCAGCUACAGAGAUAAUUGAAGAACACUGCAAACUCCAGCUCCUGAGGCCUUGUGAAACAAGGUGGAAUUCUCUCUUCUAUGCUGUUGAGAGGAUUGUACGGAUUGUGAAAGAACAAGGAGAAGCAGCCAUUGCAGCGAUCUGCAGCACGCUGAAGAUUCCGAUGUUCAGUCCUGCCGAGAUUGCUUUUCUCACAGAAUAUGCAAAGACCAUGAGCCCAGUUGCAAAAGCAGUUGAUGUUCUUCAGGCUGAGGCAAACGUGCAGAUGGGGUGGCUUGUACCCACCAUCACACUGCUCAAGUCCAAGCUCCAGAACCUUCACACCACCUCCAAGUACUGUGGGCCAUUGGUGGAUGCUCUUCAAGCAGGGCUUGAACGUCGCUUUGGAGAGACGCUUGCUGAUCCAGAGCUGAUUGCUGCUGCCAUUCUUGUCCCCAAGUUCAGGACACGCUGGACUACUGAUGAAGGCAUCAUUAAAUGUGGCCUUGACUACAUCGAAACCCACCUGUAG